Trichosurus vulpecula (common brushtail) is the source of this 2621-nucleotide messenger RNA. RefSeq names its product MKRN2 opposite strand (gene MKRN2OS). The transcript has 4 exons. The record is from RefSeq and is a predicted model, not a curated record. NCBI's taxonomy places the organism in Eukaryota, Metazoa, Chordata, Mammalia, Diprotodontia, Phalangeridae. Bases 78 to 731 code for a protein of 217 amino acids.
GGGAGGAGGAAGUUGGGAAGGCUCCUGCUGCUUUGGGCAUUUGAUGCAAAGAGGCUGCAGCUGCAGGCUCAGAGAGAAUGCAGCCUCCAGAGGCUGGCUGCCCCGUCAUCCAGUUCCGCCACUGUGGAAAGGACAUCUACUGUUUCAGGGUGCCUGACCUUUGCCCCGUGUGCCAACAGCCCGUGCGUUUCAGGAACCUGGCCGAGGCCCCUGUCAGCAUCGCCACCCCAUUGAUCCAUGGGCACCGAGAGCAGUGCGUGUUCCUGCUCAGGCCAACUCGAGGGACCUUCCUUAGGGACUAUGAUGGAAAUGCUGAUCUCCAUGUUGGAAUAACCAAUACACAUGGAAUUGUAUAUAAUUACAAUGAGCAAGGUGUCCACAGAGAUGAAGCUGGGUGGGAAGAGAGUAUAAGUAUUCCGCUGUUACAGCCCAACAUGUUUGGACUGAUGGACCAAUGGGAUAAGUAUCUGGAAGAGUUCUCUGCAACAGAUGCCUGGUCUCCACACAGGUAUGAAGAACAUUGCCACAACUGUUACACUUAUGCCCUGACAUUCAUUAAUUAUAUACUGACUGCAGAAGGGAAGCAUCAAUUGGACAAAGAUGAAUUCACCGAGAAAUUUGUGGUACCAAGGACAAGGAGAGCUUCCAAGUAUAUCACUCUCUAUCGGGCAAUAGAAGAGCAUGGUUUCUAUACUGUUGAUCGCCUUGGUUCAGAUACAAAUCUUCCCUAGGGGAGCAAUUUUAUGAAUGAAAUUUUAAAAUGCACCUCAGUGUCAAGAAAGGAGAUGAAGUUUGGACAGCUGCUUUACGAGGGAUUGGUUCCUGAACUUUUAGUCUGCUGUACAUUGGGUUGUCAUGGCUGAAGAAUUCAUGCCAGCCUAUUAGCGAUGGGCCUUCUCAUAAUUAGUCUAGUCCUCAGACACAGUCCACCACCAGUACCAUACCCGAAAUCUUUUCUGCAUAACAUGGCACAGCAUAACCUGCCAGAAAUCUUACUUCUUUGCUCCAUCCUUCAAGAAUUUAGAAUAACUUCCCUGCCAUGAUGAGGCUAUUGGAAUUUAAUCUUUAUUUUAAAUUGUAUUGAUGAUGUUUAUAUCACAAUCAUUCCUGGAUAUAUUGCCCCCAUAGCACUGAACCUUACUUUGUUUUUGUUUUUUACAUCACUGUAGCAUCCGAUGCAUUCCUCCUCCACCCAUGCUCCGAGCACCACUCCCAUGUGACAAAGUACUUUUUUAAGAGAGAGAAAGCACAACUGAUACAUUGAAAAAGUCCAAAAGCAAUGUAGUGUGUAACACCUGUGGAAUGGGUGGACUGGAGGUGGCUUCUCUUAUCUAUGCAUUUGAGUCUGACUCUUUUUAACAAAUGAAACAGUUGAGCAAAAACAAUCUAUGUGAUAUUCUUAUCUGAAAGUCUACGUAUCAUUCUUUUCCUGUAGUCUCUAUACCUUUCUGCCAUGAGGAGAAAGAUAUAUUUCAAGACAGGGACUUUUUACAUGACUGGAAAUUACGUUAUACUGCAGUCUCCAAAGAAUCAAAAUUAUGGGUCAACCCAAGGGAAAGACACAGUAGGCAUCAAUAACCUACAACCUAUUACCAAUAUCAAAUGGCUCUUAAGAAGUGGCAUUAAAGGUCAUCAGAGAGAUGUAUAACUGGGAAAGGAACGGGGCUGCUCAUGGAGCCAGAGGGCAUAAUGAAAGCCGUGUUAAAUUGGUAUCCAUGUAAUACUGAGAGAUAGAAAGGAUAUCCAUGUUGGCUGGAGCCCCUGUGGGACAUUUAUAGGAGGACAUGCACAAGAUGGAAAGGGGUAGAUAGGCCGGGUUCUGCACCACAUCCCUGAUGUCACAGAUUCACUGAUGUCUUGCACUACUUAUGUACAUGCAUUGUGGCUAAUGAAAAUGUCCCAAAUAGCAUUUUUCAGUUCACAUCACCCAGUAUAAGUUCUCUCAAAGAUCGCCAUAGCCUCUUUUCCUUCUGUACUUUACUAAAGUUUCUGACCAAUACAAACAACCUUGCAUAGUAACUAUUGACAUUUGAAUUAGCUUCAAUACCCAGACUCGCAAAAUGCUUCUUCAUCCCCUCAUCUCCAAGUCCUCACCAGGAUUGUUUGUCCAUUCAGUCUCCUUCAUUCUUCCAGUGACUGUUUGUGGUUUUGACAUUCUAUGUGAAUUACCGCUACUAUAGCUCUAGCUAGCCCUAAUCUCCCCUAGAGCGCCUGUCCCAAAUCUCCAAUUGCCUGAGCAUCUCUAUUAGAAGGUCCCCAUGGUACUUUUAUCUCAACAUGUCCUGGGCUUAACUCACUAUCAUCGCCACUAAAUCUGCAUCUUCUGCCCAACUUUCCUCCCAUCCUCAGGAUCAGGAUUAAAGCCUACAUCAUUUAUGACUCCUCUUUAGAGGAACUCAGGCACUUAGCUAUUUUAUACUGAUGCAACUUUUUUGGGCUCUUUAUUCCCAUACACAUCUAGAAAAACUUUGAGAGGGCUUUGCCAACUUUUCUGGUGAGAAGGAAAUUAAAGAGCUUGUUAAUUUACUUUGGCACUUUCAUUCCCUAUCUAGUUGAAAUAUUUUGUUAUGGUAUCUCUUUUCAGAUGUGAGAUUUGUGGAAAAAUAUUCAAUUAAAUUAAC